GGUCUUUCAGUGGGAAUGAAGGGAUUCGUAUUUUAAAUAUAAAUAAACUACAUGUUCUCACUGCACGGAGCAAACUGCCACCGCCUGCAUUGCCGACUGACACUGUGACAGGGUUGUGGGCUCCGGGUUGGGGGUGGUAGACACAGGCAGCUGCACGGCCACCGCAGGGUGCAGGACCCGGUGACCUCUGGCCGUGAGCUAGCAGCGACCUGAUGGAGCGAGUGGUCGCCCACUCCGGCCCGCUGCUGGCCCGGGGCGCCGCGCUCGGCUGGCAGCUGCUACAGCGGCGGGCCCUUGGCAGCCGGGCCCAGCGGCAGCUACUAGGCCGCAUCCUCCGGGUGGAUCAGGCGGGCGAGUUCGGCGCCAUCCGCAUCUACGCGGGUCAGAUGGCCGUGCUGGGCGGCUCCGCGGCCGGGCCGCUCAUACAGCAAAUGUGGGAUCAAGAAAAGGAGCAUCUGGCAAAAUUCAAUGAACUGAUUGUUGAUCACAGAGUUCGACCAACCCUGCUGAUGCCGAUCUGGAACGUUGCAGGCUUCAUGUUGGGAGCUGGAACAGCUCUUUUAGGGAAAGAGAGUGCCAUGGCCUGUACUGUAGCAGUGGAGGAAACAAUAUCACAGCAUUAUAACAAUCAGAUCAGGGUGUUAAUGGAAGAUGAUCCAGAAGGACACAAAGAUUUACUUGAAGUGUUGAGGAAAUUCCGAGAUGAAGAGGUGGAGCAUCAUGACACAGGACUGGCUCACGGGGCAGAAAUGGCACCUGCCUAUUCGCUAUUGAAGAAUGUAAUCCAAGCUGGAUGCAAGGCUGCCAUCUACAUAUCUGAACGCAUUUAACACUUCCCCCACAGGAUCAAUGAUUUUCCGUACAGUCUAAUAUAGAUUGUCAUACAUAAUAAAACAGUUUAAUGUCAACUGACUGACAUUAAUCCUGCAGUUUAUUUCACUCAUGGAAGUGAAUGUGUCUAUAUGUGCAGGCUUUAUUCUUGGUGGUUACUGCCAUCUGAUGAUUCAUUGCAUUUGCAUAAAUGCCCCUUGCUGCUUAAAUAUUGAGGACAUAUCCAUUUGGUCAAUUCACCACAGCUCCAGAAAUGAUAGACUGAAUGUUCUGAUGAGAUGUGUAUGUAUUCUCACAGAAUCAGCUGUAGAAUUCCUCAGUGUUUGGUUAUUAAUCAUUCUGAGGUCCUGCUCGGCAAGUUAAUCCAAGCCGGGCAGUGGGUCAGAGAAGGAAAAACUGAUCAAGAGUUUUUAACCACUACUUUAAUCUCAGGUCAUGAUUUCAGAGAUAGCUAUCAGUUUGCUUGUCCAUACUGAGUGCCAGGAUUUAAGUUAACAAUAGUUAUUUAUGAGAAAAUCUGGAAGCCAUACCUGAAUCAAUUCUGUAUCUUUUAUACAGCAGUGGAGUAUAUUACAGAUGAUAAAGGGGAGCUCGGCUCAUUUUAAUUUACAUUUCAAAGGAUCAUUAACAAUGAACAAUUGCAACAAAAUAAUAUUGUGUGUGGCCAAGAGGCAAAUGUUGAAUCUUUAACUAAUUAUUUAAUAUGUUAUUGUUGUGUCUUUUGGAAAAUGUAGUUAUUAAAAUACACCUCCACUUAACUUCAAGUAGUUUAAAGUAUGUACAUGUAAUUCUGAGCUGUAGCUGCCGGGGGCAGUAUACAAUAAAUUGAACAGAGGUUCGUUCUCUACCCUGUAUUUAAUGUUGUAAGUUUAACAAUAUCUUCAUUUAGCCACAUGCUACAGCAGUUUACUUCUUUCUGCUCUCAUUGGCAUGUAUUUUUAACAAUAGCCUAAAUAAUAUGUAAAUUUUUUAAAGCAUUUAUUUGUAUGACUGAGUUUCAGUUCUAUGUAAGAUUUCCAUAUUUACUGAUGGUACAAACUGUCAGCAACGCAUGUAAUCAGGUCGUUUGUUAAUCCGGCACACAUGAUGCCAGACUAGCAGCUUGUCGUCUGGUCUGUUAAUUCAGUUGUUUCCAAAUGUUACAGUGUGGAAUUAUAAUGUUUCCAGCCACCGUAGUAAGUUAGAAGGGGCUGAGGAAACAAGGGGCCAGGAAGUGAGAGUUGGAACAAGAGCCGGGUAAGUUUAAAGGUAGCACGACAGUGGAUUAUCAGAGUUUUACUGUGGCCAGACUGAGUGUGUGUGUGCGUGAAGAUCUGACAAAUAAAAAUACAAAAGGCCAUCUUGCUUCUGCAGGAACUCUAUUCCAUGUUCCCAAUUCUCCGUCUGUUUCCAUGUGUUCUGAUGACACCAUCUUUAAAAUCAGUGCUUCCAAAGUGCCUUUCCAUUUCUUCCCAGGGUUUCCCCUUCACUACAGUCGGCAGCCUUUUGCUGUGUCCGGGCAACAGAUAGUAGAGCUUCUGCCUUGGCCCUUGGUUCAACCAUGACCAUGGAUGCUGUAUGUGGAGUUUGCACGUUUUCUCUGUGACCACGUGGCUUUCUUCCGGAUGCUUUGGUUUCCCACAUCCCAAAGAUCUGUUGGAUUAGUUAAGUGGCAGCUACGAAUUCCCCGAGUGUUACAAUCUGAGGAAAAUUUGAUGAGAGUGUGGUGAAAUUCUUUAAAAAUAGGAUGAAAGUAAUUUGAUGGUCCGUGUGUACUCGGUGUGUCAAAGAGCCUGUUUCUGUGCUGCAUCUUUCUGUGACUCCGAUACAUGUUUCUCAUCCUCCCUUCUCAUUCCAGCAAGAAUAUGAUUCCUUUUCAAUUUCCUUUCCACCCACCUCCAAUCAGUUUUUGCAAAUACCGACCUUCAGCAUGAUGCCACCAUCAAUCACAAUGCCUUCCAUGACCAACCUGCUCCCUCUGAUAUGAACCACUCAAGUCAAGGAAUUCCAGGCUUUCUGAGGAUUCCCUGUCCAAAUGGUUGAUCACUUUGCAAAGCACCUCCAGGCUUUCUAUCAGCACAACCCCCAGCAUCUUGCUGGCAAUCACCU
Messenger RNA from Leucoraja erinaceus (little skate), 2919 nucleotides. It is a transcript of the gene coq7, whose product is annotated as coenzyme Q7 homolog, ubiquinone (yeast). Gene Ontology annotation, biological process: regulation of reactive oxygen species metabolic process; determination of adult lifespan; ubiquinone biosynthetic process. NCBI's taxonomy places the organism in Eukaryota, Metazoa, Chordata, Chondrichthyes, Rajiformes, Rajidae. The record is from RefSeq and is a predicted model, not a curated record. Gene Ontology annotation, cellular component: mitochondrial inner membrane; nucleus. Bases 213 to 830 code for a protein of 205 amino acids. The transcript has 5 exons. Gene Ontology annotation, molecular function: 3-demethoxyubiquinol 3-hydroxylase activity.